GCUUUUCAUAACCAACCUGACCUGUCCUGCAUCGUCAUGAUUUUAAGAUGAAGACCGAAGUCAUUUCUUGGACAGAAACGUAAAAUAUGGGGGAAAGACGCGCGUGUCAACAACAACAUACAUACUUCCUGAAAUACCCUACGGAUCGGUGAGAUUAUUGCGUGGCUGAAAAGAGGCUGGCUUUGAAGAAAACUGACACGUGGAUUACUCCUCCUCGGCAUCAGGAAAAUACAGCCUCUCUUUUAGCCUGCUCCGUUACCAUCGCCUGCUCGUUCAUUACUACAAAGACCCUUUUUAACUCACAGCCUGGGUCGCUUUUUUACGGAUACUAUGUAAAAGCGCACUGUAGAGAGUUGGACUACAUUCACUCUUCUUUGGCGUGCGUAAUCAACGAGUAAACAGCCGUAGGAAGGAAAGAGAAGAAGGCUGCCAUAACCUUGCGUUGAAUGGCAGUAAUUCAAAAAUAUGGCAAGAACCACAAUCCAGAUUUGGUCUGCUACAAGGAAAACCAUCAGCCCAACAAGCACGGUGGAGCUACCGCAGUGUCUCACAAGAAAUGGACCGAGCAGAGCACAUACUGGUCCAGGCCCAUGGCGAGGUUAUGGACUGUGGUGUUGUUCUUUGGGACAUGUCUGCUGUACUGUGCCCGGAUGACCAUGCCCAUCUGUGCGGUCAGCAUGGCAGAGCAAUUCCACUGGAGCCACAAGGAAUCCGGCAUGGUCCUGGGCAGCUUCUUCUGGGGCUAUUGCUUCACCCAGAUCUUUGGAGGCUAUGUCAGUGAUCGAGUUGGAGGGGAGAAGGUCAUGUUGUUGUCAGCUGCAGCCUGGGGAUCUAUGACAGCAUUUACUCCAGUUCUGGCCCACUUCUGCUCUCAGCCAAUUCUGUCAAUGACUCUCGCCAGAUUCCUGAUGGGAUUGCUACAAGGUGUACAUUAUCCAUCCUUGGCUAGUCUAUGUUCUCAAAAGGUGGUGGAAAGUGAACGAGGUUUCCUUAUGAGCACUGUUGGUAGUGGCUCCUACCUGGGCACGCUGGUGAUUGGUGGAGCUGGCUCCUUCAUGUUGGACCUGUACGGCUGGGAAAGUGUUUUUUAUGUGUCUGGGCUGCUCUCCGUGCUGUGGGCCUACUGCAUGUGGAAGUAUCUCCUCAAAGGAGAAGGUCCUGUCAUUACCCUUGAAUCCUUAGGAAGCAGCAAGACCCAAACCAAACUCACUAAAAGACACUGGCUGCGGCUUUUCAAACAGCCAGCUGUCUGUGCUGUAAUUAUUGCACAUCUUUGCACAGCGAGCACCUUCUUCACUCUUUCGUCCUGGCUGCCGACCUAUUUUAGAGACACCUUCCCAGAUGCCAAAGGCUGGGUGUUCAAUGUCAUUCCCUGGGUGGUGGCAAUCCCUUCAUCUGUUUUAAGUGGGUGCCUCUCUGACCACCUCAUCGGUCAAGGUUUUGAUACAGCUUCUGUCCGUAAGUUUAUGCAGUUCUUCUCCAUGGGGCUGUCCAGUGUGUUUACCCUGUGCCUCUGUGGUAAAACAACAUUUUCCUGGGCUGUAGCACUCGUGUCUAUCACCAUGGGCCUCCACACCUUCAAUUACAGUGGUGUAUCAAUAAAUGUCCAAGAUCUCGCGCCUUCAUGUGCUGGGUCAUUAUUUGGUGUUAUGAAUACAUGUGGCGCUUUCUCAGGGGUCUUAUUGGUGUAUUUCUCGGGGUAUCUGAUUGAGACCACCGGAUCUUGGACAUCUGUUUUUGCACUUAUCACCACACUGAACCUGCUUGGACUCGGCAUCUUUCUGGCCUUUGGAGAAGCCAAACGAGUGGACAUUACCUCCAGCAAGGGCCGCUAUAACAACAUCCACAUUUAGGUCAGCAGUCACAUAAAGACAUUGCCAUAUUGGCAAAUGCCCAAACACAAAUGUUACUCAAGAAUAUUGUGCAAAAUGCUAUGCAGGGAUCCAAGGCUUUAAACUGGGAAAGUUGUAUUAGUGAAACUUUUUUUUUCUCCCCUGUUCUGCACACGACUACACUUAAGUGUCCAUUCUUACAUGGAGUUUAUGAAGUACAUAAUUGCAAGGGUCAAAGAUCUAACAAAAGGAAUGGUCCACAAUGGAAAAUGAGUGGAAUCUUCAGGUCUUUAGAGGUUAUGGGGUUUCUUCAUGUGGAUAUUUUUAAUACAAUGAUAUGCUCUGUUUAGUGUAGCACUCUCCUCUUAUGUCAUUGAAUGUGUUCCUUUGUGGGUUAAAAAGGACAUUGUUAUGGAAAGCCAAUACUAGAACCUUUAGAUUGCCUUUUAAAGUAAAGCCCUGUUGUGUCUAAAUUGGGACACAUAGUGAAAUGGGUAUAAAGAUUAGGGCAUGGACUAGUAUGGCAUUCUGAUGGUUUACUGACCUUGCCCAAAAGUUUAUUUAUAUGUGCAGUAUUGCUCUGUCCUUCUGUUGUCGCAAAGAGUUCUUCGUGUGGCACCUAUUCCGAGGGCGGCAUUGUCCCCGUCUUAUUUAUCCCAUAUGGGACUAGCACAGAGAGCACAAUGACUUGUAAUUCUUUGGGAUUCGUAAUGCACUUCAGUAUUGUGCUCACGCCCAAAGACAGAAACUUUUCUAAAAUGGAGUUGUGCUUAUGCAGUGUUACAGAAUGUGUUGCUACACUAGAGUACUGAAUUUCUAACCAAAGGCUUAUAUCCAAAGAGCAUGUAUAGAGACAGACAUGUGACACUUGGUUCCUAAGGGGCAGCACUUUUUCUUUUUUCAACAUUUGACUCAGAGAGCUUUCUUAUUGACAUCUCAUUAUUUGGUGACUAAGGAUGUUGUUUCCUAUGCCUUUUUAUAGUCUUCAUUCUUUUUCUGCUUUCUCGUCCAUUGAUUUCAAAUAUGGUUACUGAAAGUAUGCUAAGAAUGUUUAAGUUGGAAGACCAAAGUUAAUAUUUAAUGAUUUAUGAUUGUAUUUAGUCAAAAUACCUCAAUUAAUUAUUGUCAGUCAUUUAUUAUUUAUAAAUUGUGCAUUUUAAUAUAUGUAUAGGGGUUUUUUGUUUUUGUUUUAUGAAGGGCAUGCAAAGGCCUUUAUAGAUUUAAACAGUUUAUGAAACAAAACAAUCAUUAAAUGACUAGAAUGAUAUAUCAGAAUUUAAAUGAAGUAUUGGUUUCUGAAUUAAUCUCUAAAUUUCACACAGAAUUUAAAUGGCAAAAAACAAAGACAAAAUAACUCCAGUAACAGUGGACUCAUAUCAAUUUGUUUUCCAAUGUUUUAUUCACUGUUGAACAUUGGAUUUGAUACCUGAUUUAUUGUUAUACUAUUGUUUACUAAUCAACAAAAAGGUAAAAGGCCAACAUUUUUCUCUUACCACUAAAUAUUCAUCUUGUUGCAGGCACAAUCUCCUUGUUUAGGGUACUGAGUUUUCAAAUCGAUUUUGUUUUUAGUUACUGUAGUUCCAAUGCUUUGUGUCAAACUGACCUGAAGAAUGUUACUGAUCUGAAACCAUCUAUUUAAAGCCUUUAAAGUCUUGGUCUUGUCGUGUUUCAAUAAGAAUAUAACAUUCUGAAAUCAGUGCAGAUAUUACUCUAACAAAUAUUUAAACAAAUCAUUGUUCAUUAAUUCUUUGUGGAAAGUUUACAUUUUUAUGUUUUUCUUACUAAUUUAGUCUUUUCCCUUCAGAUGUUGGAGUCGAUCUCCAAAUAUGUAUACAUUUUUACACCAGAUGCCUCCACUCACUCUUACUUUUUGUCUGGUCUUUGGAAGAGUAGGGAGAGCUUGUGUCAUUAGUUUUUAAGCUUUGACAUUCAAAAACAUAGUGAUUAGGAACCGCACUAACCAUAUGCUUCAUUACAUUGAUCAAAUCAGUUAACAUCAAUGCAGUGGGUACAUGUUAUGCAAUGCAAUUUGGUCAUUUUAACUCUGACAAAGCCAGCUCUGUGUCUGUGAUGUUGGGCCUAAAGGGUACAUUCAUGACACUUUAUUAGUCCCGUUCACAUGUUGAGUGCAAGAAUCUCAAAAUGUAAGCUAUGUUUUCUAAAAGACUUUUACAAAUAAUUUUGAUAAUAUGUAUAUUACGUCUUACAUAUAACUUAAAUGCAAACAAUUGCGUUAUUGUAAUGCUUUCAUAUUGUAUUGAUCAAGAGAAAAUUAAGAUGGAAUAAAUAUAUUUUGGUCAAUU
This is a messenger RNA of Periophthalmus magnuspinnatus, 4135 nucleotides long. It is a transcript of the gene slc17a9b, whose product is annotated as solute carrier family 17 member 9b. The coding region runs from base 447 to 1853 and encodes 468 amino acids. The record is from RefSeq and is a predicted model, not a curated record. NCBI's taxonomy places the organism in Eukaryota, Metazoa, Chordata, Actinopteri, Gobiiformes, Gobiidae. The transcript is spliced from 13 exons. Gene Ontology annotation, cellular component: membrane. Gene Ontology annotation, biological process: transmembrane transport. Gene Ontology annotation, molecular function: transmembrane transporter activity.